Molecule: messenger RNA, 1478 nt
Organism: Chenopodium quinoa (quinoa)
Lineage: Eukaryota; Viridiplantae; Streptophyta; Magnoliopsida; Caryophyllales; Amaranthaceae
Product: nodulation protein H-like
Exons: 6
Coding region: 260-1315 (351 amino acids)
Molecular function (GO): sulfotransferase activity
Source: RefSeq, a predicted model, not a curated record
UCUUUUUACAAUAACUUAAGUUUAUUUGAGUCAGAGUUGACUAUGUCUAUGCAAAGUAGGCAGAUAUAGAGAUCACAGAUGCUUAGUUAAUUAAAUUAAUGCAAAAAUACUAAAAAAAAAGGGCAAAAAAACAGAAAAGCUGACUACAAUUAUAAAAGAGAGCGUGCAAUUGCCGGCGAUUAAUUUUAUACACUAAAAUAAAAAGCUUAUAUAAUAUCUUGUCAAAAAAAAAAAAAAAAAAAAAAAAAAUCUCAUUCAAAUGAAGAGGGCUCAAGAGAAUGGUAUCUUUGACAAGGAAAAAUGGGUGAUAAAAGGAGGGAAAAGAUCACCAUUACUAAUGAGAAUGGGAGUGUUAGUGAUGAUUAUGGUUUGUGGGGUAUACAUUGGUUUAACAGGCUGUUUAAAUGUAGUAAACACUCCUACCAUAAUUAUCACAACCUCCAAAUUCAUCAAAAGUAACAAUUUUCAAGUCAAUUUUCUGCAAUAUCAAAGUAAUUCAUCAGAAUCUCCUUAUAUACAUUACCCUAAGCCUCUUACUUUUACCAGGGAAGAAUGUGAAUGCAAUCCAGUCCGGCCAUUCGCAAUCUUAUCAAUGCAGAGAUCAGGUAGCGGAUGGUUUGAGACAAUGUUGAACAGCCACAUAAACGUAAGCUCGAAUGGUGAAGUAUUUUCAGUUAAGGAGAGAAGAAAUAAUGUGUCAAUGAUUCUGAAAACUUUAGAUCAAGUCUACAAUUUGGAUUGGUUCAAUAGUGCUUCAAAGAAUGAGUGCUCAGCUGCUGUUGGACUCAAGUGGAUGCUCAAUCAGGGUUUGAUGGAGAACCAAGAAGAAAUAGUGAAGUAUUUCAACCUGAAAGGUGUUUCUGUAAUAUUUUUAUUCAGAAGAAAUUUACUGAGGAGAAUGAUAUCAGUGUUGGCAAAUUCUUAUGACAAAAAUACUAAGCUGCUCAAUGGAACUCAUAAAUCUCAUGUGCAUUCGUCUAUUGAGGCUCAAGUAUUGGCAAGUUACAAGCCGAAAAUAAAUGCCACAGAAAUUGAACCUAAACUAAAACAGGAAGAAGCAAUCAUAGCUCAGGCCUUGGAGUUUUUCAACAGCACACGACACAUCGUGCUCCACUAUGAAGAUCUAAUAUCCAACUGCACACAGAAAUUGCAGGAAAUCCAAGAGUUUCUCAGCGUACCUCACAGAAACCUGACAAGCCGACAAGUGAAAAUACACGGAGGGCCAUUGGCAAACCAAGUCGAGAACUGGGAUGAGUUAGAAAGCAUACUUAAGAAGACAUCAUAUGAGAGGUUCCUUCAUGCUGAUUAUAGAUAAAGAUAAGUUAAAAUGUAUUUGCUGAUAAUGUAUUCAUCCUUUUGCCAUAUUUUGUCCACAAAAGGAAAUAGGUGCAAGUUUUUUACAAUCUCUGAAGGGAGAGCAAUUGUAAUUAGCUACCUGAUACAUUAUAUAUAGCAUCCUUAUUACAUUCUGCUACAAA